Colletotrichum navitas is the source of this 222-nucleotide messenger RNA. RefSeq lists its product as uncharacterized. The record is from RefSeq and is a predicted model, not a curated record. Bases 1 to 222 code for a protein of 73 amino acids. Lineage: Eukaryota; Fungi; Ascomycota; Sordariomycetes; Glomerellales; Glomerellaceae. The transcript is spliced from 2 exons.
AUGCGCGCCUCCGCCGUCCUCUUCACCCUCUUCGCCACCCUCGCGGCGGCGGCCCCGGCCCAGUCCGCUGCCGUCGAAGUCGGCUCCCUCCUCGAAACCCGCCAGUGCUCGCAGCCGGGUGUCUGCUCCAAGGGCGGUGACGACGGCACGUUCUGCUCCCAGCUCAAUUGCUGCAGCGGCUCCAAGUCGGGCAGGGGUGGCGCCGUCUGCUGCUGCGACUGA